AUGGCGGCCCACGAGACAAAUUCACAAAUUCCGGACGUUGCUGCCAACGCUGUCCUGGUUGAGUCUGCAAAGAUGCCCGCUGACACAAAAGUGAUCAAGGGCUACGACUUUGAGAACGGCGUCGACUACAACGCGCUGCUCGGCUCCUACCUGACUACCGGCUUUCAGGCAUCGAAUUUUGGCCGUGCCGUCGAGAUCGUCAACCAUAUGCGGGCGUGGCGCCUCAGUGACGACCCAGUCAAGCCAGACGACAGCGAGGAGGACCGUGACCCCAAAUCUUUCCUUGGCUACACCUCGAACCUGGUCUCGUCCGGCAUCCGCGAGACGAUCAAGUACCUGGCCAAGAACAAGCUGGUCGACGUGAUCGUUGCGUCUGCCGGAGGCAUCGAGGAGGACUUUAUCAAGUGCAUGGCGCCCACCUAUCUGGGCGACUUUGCCCUCAAAGGCCGCGAACUGCGUAGCAAGGGCCUGAACCGCACCGGAAAUCUGAUUGUGCCUAACGACAACUACUGCAAAUUCGAGGACUGGAUCAUGCCAAUCUUUGACCAGAUGCUCAAGGAGCAGAAGGAGCAAGGCACCGUGUGGACUCCGUCCAAGAUGAUCCAUCGUCUGGGCAAGGAGAUCAACCACGAGGACUCGAUCUACUACUGGUGCUACAAGAACAACAUCCCUGUGUACUGCCCAGCCCUGACUGACGGCUCGCUCGGCGACAUGCUGUAUUUCCACUCGUACCGCAGCCCCGGCCUGAUUGUUGAUCUGGUUGGCGACAUCCGCGCCAUGAACUGCGAGGCUGUCUUCGCCAAGAAGACCGGCAUCAUCAUCCUGGGUGGCGGCAUGAUCAAGCACCACAUCUGCAAUGCCAACCUGAUGCGCAACGGCGCUGACUUUGCUGUCUACAUCAACACGGCACAGGAGUUUGACGGCAGCGAUGCUGGCGCCCGUCCCGACGAAGCUUCCGUCAAGGUGUACGUCGACGCGUCGCUGGUGUUCCCGCUGCUGGUUGCUCAGACCUUCGCCAAGGGCGACUAA
Linderina pennispora is the source of this 1029-nucleotide messenger RNA. RefSeq names its product Deoxyhypusine synthase. The transcript has 3 exons. NCBI's taxonomy places the organism in Eukaryota, Fungi, Kickxellomycota, Kickxellomycetes, Kickxellales, Kickxellaceae. Gene Ontology annotation, cellular component: cytoplasm. The record is from RefSeq and is a predicted model, not a curated record. The coding region runs from base 1 to 1029 and encodes 342 amino acids. Gene Ontology annotation, biological process: peptidyl-hypusine biosynthetic process. Gene Ontology annotation, molecular function: deoxyhypusine synthase activity.